GGAUUAUGAUUGUAUCGACCAUUGUUGCGAAUGGAGAAUCUACUGGAAUUCUGACGAUCAAAUGGUCGUCUCUUUUUCAAUUCAGUGCAGGACUGUCGAGAUCAACUUCAAGGUCGACGACGAUUUGUUGGCAAGUAUUCUACUCAUGGGGCUGCCGGAGAGUUACGGACCAAUGUUGAUGGGGUUGGAAGCAUCAGAAGCAAAAUUGACCGCAGACUUGAUCAAGACGAAGAUCCUGCAGGACGUGAAGAAACAGGAUUACGUGACGUCAUCAGGAACCGAAGGAGCUUUUGUGAGUCACCAGAGAAGGCCGGCGAAGGACAAAACGAAGGUCAAGUGCUUCAAGUGCAAGCAAAUGGGCCAUUUUGCUUCAGAAUGCCAGUCAACGGGAUCAGUAGAAAGCUCGAACUCGGGCCACCUGAAGACGAUGGGUAACUCAGCAUUCAACAUCGGUGAAGGGUACCAGAGAGCGCGGGUUCGUGAAUCGAGGAGCGGCGAAUGUUUUGACGAGAACGGAAGUUAUUGGAAGUUACUAAAAUCUAGCUUAAGGGGGAAUGUUGGCAUGAUAGUAAGCAAUGACAACGUAUGACGGGAUGAGUACAUACAAAAUACCAAGAGUCUCCUCGAUACAGAAGUUUGCUGCGAAGUGUGACUACAGACGUCUCGGUUCUUUGGUUUUACAGCAAAGGGCGGCUUCGCUAACGUCUCUCGAUGCAUUUAGUUUUAAACUUUAUGGAUACGAAUGAUCAGCUUUGUCGAUCAAAUCUGAUGAAUUGUAUUUUGUGUACGUAGAAAACUUUUGCCUCUCUUGAAAACCUGCCAAUCGAAUCAUGUGCGGAGGCCUUUUUGUGAACCAAAUUGUUUGGCUUUGCAGUAUCCGUUAUGGACAGCGGCUAUCGACUCUCUUUUUUUAUAGUUCAUAUUCCGAACAAAUUACACAUUCGAUUGCCCAUUGCGUCUUUAGGACAUGCUUGAAUUUAAAAUUUCUUUUGAGACUGUUUGCUGUUCUACUUUGAAUCUGAACCAUGUCGUUCAGUUGGAACAAUUCCAGUCACUGGAUUAUGGUGCACUUCUUUGUCUACCCCCGAAACCCAUAGACACCGUAGAGCUUAAAAUGUAGUCAUUUUGUGAAUAAUCCAAGGUGCCGGAUUAUAUGUGCAAAUUUCGAGCCAAACAUUUCAUUAGGGCACAAAACCAAAAACCGCGAUUCGAGCAAAUCAAUUCAUAUUUAAAAGAAAGCUGAUUUUUUUUUACUGAUGAUACGAUACCCAAGCAACACACUUUGUCAGAUAAACGUAUUUC
Culex quinquefasciatus (southern house mosquito) is the source of this 1302-nucleotide messenger RNA. RefSeq lists its product as uncharacterized. Gene Ontology annotation, molecular function: nucleic acid binding; zinc ion binding. The coding region runs from base 62 to 589 and encodes 175 amino acids. The record is from RefSeq and is a predicted model, not a curated record. Lineage: Eukaryota; Metazoa; Arthropoda; Insecta; Diptera; Culicidae. The transcript has 2 exons.